Molecule: messenger RNA, 1779 nt
Organism: Bombyx mandarina (wild silkworm)
Lineage: Eukaryota; Metazoa; Arthropoda; Insecta; Lepidoptera; Bombycidae
Product: L-sorbose 1-dehydrogenase-like
Source: RefSeq, a predicted model, not a curated record
CAUUCCAUUUUGUAUGAUUAACUGGUUUUCAGAUCAUGGCAGACGCGGCAACAGCGGUUUUGGCUUUGGCGUAUUUGUUCCAGUGGCCUCCCCAAGCAAUAGUGCAGGAUGGUGACACCUUUGAUUUCGUCGUUGUCGGAUCGGGGUGUGGAGCUAUUGUGGCUGAUAGACUGUCGGAAAACAGUUCAGUGCGAGUUCUUUUGAUUGAAGCAGGAACAUACCCGUCGAACGAAUCUAUUAUGCCUGGAACUUUUCCUUUACUCCAAAAUUCAUACGAGGACUGGAACGAGACAUCGAUCCCGGAGAGCACAACGAAACACCAAAAGAUCGGCGCGUACAAGCUGUCGACGGGAAAAGCCUUGGGCGGAGGCAGCACUAUCAAUCACCUACUCCAUCUCCGAGGAGACAAGGACGACUUCGAUACUUGGGCGUCCUACCUUGGAGACGACUCUUGGUCAUCCGCAAACGUCCGUAAGUACUUCAAGAAAUCGGAGAACAUGCAAGACGCAGAUAUUAUGGCCAGUCACGCCGACUACCACGGGACUGAAGGUCCAGUGAUCGUAUCUAGGCAGCCCGAUGACGCUACGCACAACUUAUUGAAGGCUUUUAGCGAUAUCGGAGUGCCAACGGUGAUUGACUUGAACGCGGAUGACAACGUUGGAUGUGCAGAGGCUUCAUACAUCAUAGGUGACGGUGUGCGACAGAGCACUGCUUACGCGUACCUAAAUAAAAAAACUAGAGAUAAUCUGUACGUGCUUACCGAAACAUUAGCAGAAAAAAUCAUCAUCGAAAACGACAUAGCUAAAGGUGUCAUCUUGCGGCUAGCGAGCGGCAAGAAAAUCAAUGUUUACGCUAGCAAAGAAGUUAUUAUAUCGGCCGGAUCAUUCAACAGUCCAAAAAUACUAAUGCUCUCUGGUAUCGGGCCAGCUGAUCACCUGAAAAGCAUGGGCAUUGACGUCAUCAAAGAUCUACCUGUGGGCCAGGGAAUGCAGGACCACAAUGCACUUUUCCUAGUCAACAAAUUGGAAGAAUCAACGGCGACUUCGGAAACAUUACCAUUAACAAAAUUUCCGUUCCCUAUUCUAUUGGCUAGCGUCAACCUAGACGAUUCUAAAAGCUACGCCGACUAUCUGCUUAUUGGACUUGUAUUCGCCCAGGACAAAGGCUACACCGAUGUUACUUGUUCGACCCUCUUUAGCUUCACCGACGAAAUAUGCUCGAACUUUAGCGAAAGCGUCGCCGGUAGGAACCAAUUCAUUUCAUUAAUAGGCACAUCCCAACCAAAAUCCAGGGGCUACGUGCAGCUAAAAAGUUCAGAUCCAGAUGACAAACUAGUUAUAUCAGAAUCAUUUUAUUCCGAUCCCGAAGAUUUUACUAACAUGCAAAAGUAUCUAACUCAUUUUUUAACUAUUUACAAUUCCGCUUAUUUCCAAGAUAUAAAAGCGGAAAUAGCUGAUCCCGGCUUGGAAGAAUGCGGUGAGAUGGACGUCAGUAGUGAGGAUUAUUGGAAGUGUUACAUCAAGUCCAUGACCGUCCACCUGUUCCAUUACUCCGGUACAUGUGCCAUGGGCAGUGUGGUGGACAGCAAAAUGAAAGUGUACGGUAUAGAUAACCUCCGGGUUGUCGAUGUGAGCACCAUGCCUUUUAUCGUCAGAGCCAAUACCUUGGCGGCUGGCAUAAUGAUGGCGGAAAAGAUAAGUGACGACAUUAAAAAUGAAUAUUCCCUUUGAGAGAAAUGUCUUGGCGCCUUCAAAAUAAAUAAAAUUCUAUAGAAAAAUU